AUGUUGGGCCCUCUGGAACUCCCGCUCUUCCCUUCAUGCUAUGACUGCCUCUCGUGGUCGGCAGAUGGGGAGCUUGCGAUCGCCGCCGGAGAAUACAUCCAAAUCUUAACGCCGAAAAACACGGUUGACCAAGCUGAAUACGAUCCGGGCCAAUCCCCCAUCAACAACUGGCAUUCCAGUCGCUUCCGUGUAAAUGUUUUCACGAAUAAUGAGUGGCCGACGAUCGAUCCCCAAAAUCGAGACAACUUCUCGCUGGGCGCCGAGCAAUCCAUCAGCACCGUCGUAGCUUUGGCCUGGUCCCCCCCAGGACUGUCUAAAUUUAGGCGCUGUGUUCUCGCAGUCCUGACAUCCAACCUACUGGUAUCUCUCUAUGAACCUGUCGGUUUCCAGGGCAAAUGGACCCGAGUUGCCAUUGUCAACCAUGCCUUAGGAAAUCAUUUCAGGUCUUUCAUUGAGGAUGAUGACACGAAUCUGCGAAAGUCUAACAUUAGAUCUUUCGCGUGGUCUCCGCCGUUAAAAUUGACAGCCACGGAGCAUACUUCAAAUCCCUACGCUGUUCUCCCUGCUGAGAGCCGAUGGGGCUGGCACUUGCUUUCAGUCGCAAAUGAUGACAAUGAUGUGAUCUUCUUGAGGGUUCAAAGGUCAAUAGCAGAGAUCGGUGUGCCAUAUGAGGUUGUUGUUUUAUCUGUGACCCCCCUCAAUGACCCAGAGGGGAAUUAUUCACAGCUGCAACCGUCAUCGGUUUUUGCCAAAAUUCUCAAGUCGAAGGUUAGAAUUUUAUCAAUGUCAUGGGGGCCAUGGGUCCAUGCAUCGACGGAGAGCCAGAAGAACUCCGCAAGUGGACAUCUGGCUGUCAUUUAUGGAACGACGCUUAAGAUGAUUCGACUGGAUAUAGAUAUGUUGUCUCACAGCCAAGGAACAAGGACGCAUCUCAAACUAGAGGCUACGUCCAAAGAAAACACCCCCGUAUGCGAUCAGGAUUUAGGCGAAUACCACUUCUCAGGACCUUUAGCAUGGCUUCAUACGGAUGACUCUCCUACUAUUUAUCUUGCCGCCGGUAUUCUGGAAGGGCUCCUUUUGAUAGAGCUGCCAAAAGAGCAUCAGAAACGCGCACGGUCAUCCGGCCGAGCUCGGUUGCAGGAAUUGCCAUUCUACGAAAGCCCAGGAACCAGACCAACGGACACCCUGAGGCACUUGGAACCGAUAACCGCCAUGCUUAUAACAACGGACACUGCAUCUCAGACCCUAGUGCUCUAUGGAGCCACAGCUGGAGGAUAUAUGGGAGCUGUACCCUUUCGUCCCGGCAAGAACGAACAUUCGAUCCAUCCGGUUCCAUGGCAAGAUCAACUUGAUGAUAUCCGUGAACGAUACGACUUUGACCGCGAUCUUGGAGGCCUAGCCGUUGCGCGAGCUUGGGGUCUGACCUCGUACAACGGAAUGGUCGCAGCUGGAAUUACCGUGCACCCGGGGGAUAUGAUUGAAUAUCGCACGGCAGCGGAGGAGCGGCUAACGAUCAUAAUAUCAACACCUGACAGGUCUCAAUCCAACGGAGCUGGUUCCCAGACGGCGGAUAGCCCUUCUGAUCUUCAGCAUAAACGGGAGGCUGUUCUUGGCUACAUCCUACACUUUGAAGAUAAUGACGGGGGUCGACCACCGUUGUCUUCAAAGAUCCUCUAUGCGACGGCCUGCUGCGCAAUUGUCGAAUCCACUGAUGCGGCUUUGGUGUACCAAGCCCACAAGGUUUUAGUGAGGUUAGCUACAACCACGGGUGCGGAUCUAAACGACGAGCUUUCCAAGUGUUCGAUUUCUAAGAACAGAAUCGCCCCGAAGUCGGCAGACGUUCUUGAUGGACCGGGUAGCCAGAUUUUCGAACGAUGUGAUAUUUGCGGUGCUGGGGUUGAUUGGUACUCUAGCCAGGAAGCUCAGUGUGCGACGGGUCACGUCUUUGUUCGCUGUGGUGUGACAUCAUUGGCCAUACAAGACCCUGGAGCAUCGACACUCUGCUCGUCAUGUGGAAGAGAGUAUUUGAACCCGGAUGGAAUCGAGUCAUCUGAACCCGAUCUACAGAAAACCUGCCGGACACUCUUCGAUGCGUUUGAUACGUGCGUCUACUGCAAUGGCAAAUACCAAUUCUAG
This is a messenger RNA of Aspergillus sclerotioniger CBS 115572, 2136 nucleotides long. RefSeq lists its product as uncharacterized. The record is from RefSeq and is a predicted model, not a curated record. Bases 1 to 2136 code for a protein of 711 amino acids. Gene Ontology annotation, biological process: transcription initiation at RNA polymerase III promoter. The transcript has 5 exons. Gene Ontology annotation, cellular component: transcription factor TFIIIC complex. NCBI's taxonomy places the organism in Eukaryota, Fungi, Ascomycota, Eurotiomycetes, Eurotiales, Aspergillaceae. Gene Ontology annotation, molecular function: histone acetyltransferase activity.